Molecule: messenger RNA, 924 nt
Organism: Myotis lucifugus (little brown bat)
Lineage: Eukaryota; Metazoa; Chordata; Mammalia; Chiroptera; Vespertilionidae
Gene: EIPR1
Product: EARP complex and GARP complex interacting protein 1
Exons: 4
Biological process (GO): protein ubiquitination
Molecular function (GO): protein binding
Source: RefSeq, a predicted model, not a curated record
CAGACACGUGAUGAGGCCCAGCUGUGUCCUCUGCCUGGAGGGGACCCUGUGGACCCACUUGCUCUGCCUUUGGGGGCAGCCAGAUGUUUCUUAUUUCCUGUUGUCCUUUCACGUGGGAGCAGAUCUCUCAUCACACCCUUGCAGCCUGUUCCUGGCGGUUAUUAAUGCGCUGUCUAUUUUUGCUGUGCUGGGCUUACAGUUCUCCUCAGUUAAGGCUCACACAUGCUCAGGGCGGAAACCCAGCCGCCCUCCCGACGGUCUCAGUGAUGCCCGCUGUGUCCUGCGGGUGCACUUCCUUCUCUCCUUCCCUCGCAGCUGGCCAGCUCGGCGUCGCUGGAAGGCAAGGGGCAGCUGAGGUUCACCUCGGGACGCUGGAGCCCGCAUCACAACUGCACCCAGGUGGCCACGGCCAACGACACCGCCGUCCGAGGCUGGGACACGCGGAGCAUGAGGCAGAUCUACUGCAUGGAGAACGCCCACGGGCAGCUGGUGCGGGACCUGGACUUCAACCCCAACAAGCAGUACUACCUGGCCACCUGCGGGGACGACUGCAAGGUCAAGUUCUGGGACACGCGCAACGUCACGGAGCCCGUGAGGAGCCUGGAGGAGCACUCGCACUGGGUGUGGAACGUCCGCUAUAACCACUCGCACGACCAGCUGGUCCUCACGGGCAGCAGCGACAGCAGGGUCAUCCUCUCCAACAUGGUGUCCAUCUCCUCCGAGCCCUUCGGCCACCUGGUGGACGACGACGACCUGAGCGACCAGGAGGAGCGCCGCCCGGAGGACAAGAGUCAGGAGCCCCCGCAGGACGGCGUCAUCGCCACGUACGAGGAGCACGAGGACAGCGUGUACGCCGUGGACUGGUCCUCCGCCGACCCCUGGCUCUUUGCGUCCCUGAGUUACGACGGGCGGCUCGUGAUCAAC